Molecule: messenger RNA, 2514 nt
Organism: Molossus molossus (Pallas's mastiff bat)
Lineage: Eukaryota; Metazoa; Chordata; Mammalia; Chiroptera; Molossidae
Gene: PGM2L1
Product: phosphoglucomutase 2 like 1
Exons: 14
Coding region: 296-2164 (622 amino acids)
Biological process (GO): carbohydrate metabolic process
Molecular function (GO): intramolecular phosphotransferase activity; glucose-1,6-bisphosphate synthase activity
Source: RefSeq, a predicted model, not a curated record
UGCGGCCGCGGCCAAAACCCAGGCAUCUGGGACUGUUGUUGUUCCCUCCUGGCGCGACCGCCCCAGUUCCUUAGCUCAGAGAGAGACCUGGAGCUGGUGUGAGGAGUGGGCGGCCGCAACCUCCUCUGUCCCGCUUCCCGAAGCUGCGGCAGAAACGGGCGCAAACAUCCUGCGGUUGGUCUCUGAUGCCCUUCAGUGAGGAGGGGGCGUCGGGACCCUGGUGAGCGCACCUCAGGCUCCCCCAACUCGGCGUCUUCAUCUGCCCUCUUGGCCCGCAAAUCCCAGUGUGCCUGCCAUGGCUGAAAACGCAGAGGGGGACCUGAACUCCAACCUGCUCCACACCCCCUACCACACCGGGGACCCUCAGCUAGACACAGCCAUCGGGCAGUGGCUCCGUUGGGAUAAGAAUCCCAAAACAAAAGAGCAAAUUGAAAAUCUGUUACGAAAUGGAAUGAACAAGGAACUGCGGGAUCGUCUUUGUUGCCGAAUGACUUUUGGGACUGCAGGACUUCGUUCUGCUAUGGGAGCAGGAUUUUGUUAUAUUAAUGACCUUACAGUAAUACAAUCAACACAGGGGAUGUACACAUACCUGCAGAGAUGUUUCUCAGACUUCAAGCAGAGAGGCUUUGUCGUUGGAUAUGAUACCCGGGGGCAAGUAACUAGCAGCUGCAGCAGCCAGAGGCUUGCUAAACUCACUGCUGCAGUCUUACUGGCCAAGGAUGUUCCUGUGUACCUUUUUUCAAGAUAUGUUCCUACACCUUUUGUACCAUAUGCAGUCCAGGAGCUCAAAGCAGUUGCGGGUGUGAUGAUUACGGCAUCUCACAACCGCAAGGAAGAUAAUGGAUACAAGGUUUAUUGGGAAACAGGUGCUCAAAUCACAUCUCCUCAUGAUAAAGAAAUUCUGAAAUGUAUAGAAGAAUGUGUGGAACCCUGGAAUGGUUCCUGGAAUGAUAAUUUAGUGGAUACCAGCCCACUGAAGAGAGAUCCUCUGCAGGACAUUUGUAGGAGAUAUAUGGAAGAUCUGAAAAAGAUCUGUUUUCACAGGGAAUUAAACUCAAAGACCACAUUGAAAUUUGUACAUACAUCUUUUCAUGGGGUCGGACAUGACUAUGUGCAGUUGGCUUUUCAAGUGUUUGGUUUUAAGCCUCCAAUUCCAGUACCAGAACAAAAAGAUCCUGAUCCAGAUUUUUCUACCGUUAAAUGCCCAAACCCUGAAGAGGGAGAAUCUGUGCUGGAACUUUCUUUGAGACUGGCAGAGAAAGAAAAUGCCCGCAUAGUGGUAGCCACAGAUCCUGAUGCAGACCGACUGGCAGUGGCAGAACUUCAAGAGAAUGGUCACUGGAAAGUUUUUACAGGGAAUGAGUUGGCGGCUCUGUUUGGGUGGUGGAUGUUUGAUUGCUGGAAGAAAAGUAAAUCGGGCAAUGCUGAUGUGAAGAACAUUUAUAUGUUAGCCACCACAGUCUCCUCCAAAAUUCUGAAGGCAAUUGCACUUAAAGAAGGAUUUCAUUUUGAAGAAACAUUACCAGGUUUUAAAUGGAUUGGAAGUAGAAUAAAAGACCUCCUGGAAAAUGGGAAAGAAGUCCUUUUUGCAUUUGAAGAGUCUAUUGGUUUUCUGUGUGGAACUUCAGUUUUGGAUAAAGAUGGGGUGAGUGCAGCUGUUGUAGUUGCUGAGAUGGCAUCUUACCUGGAAACCAUGAAUAUAACAUUGAAACAGCAACUGAUUAAGGUUUAUGAAAAGUAUGGUUAUCAUAUUUCAAAAACUUCAUAUUUCUUAUGUUACGAUCCAAAUACCAUCAAAAGUAUAUUUGAAAGGCUUCGCAAUUUUGAUUCUCCAAAAGAAUAUCCAAAAUUUUGUGGGACAUUUGCUAUAUUGCAUAUACGGGACGUUACCACUGGCUAUGAUAGCAGCCAGCCUAAUAAGAAAUCAGUGCUGCCUGUGAGUAAAAACAGCCAGAUGAUCACAUUUACUUUUCAAAAUGGCUGUGUUGCUACUCUUCGGACUAGUGGGACAGAACCAAAGAUAAAGUAUUAUGCAGAGAUGUGCGCGUCACCUGACCAGAGUGACACUGCCUUACUAGAAGAGGAAUUGAAGAAACUCAUUGAAGCUUUGAUUGAGAAUUUUCUUGAGCCCAAUAAAAAUGGACUGAUCUGGCGUUCUGUUUAGUGGAUGUUGGCGCAUCAUUAUUUUGCACCGGCAUACGAAACAGGACAACCAAGAACUCCAUGCAUUGAACUCAUGUUAGCAUUCUCUCUAUCUCAUCUGGCCAAGUGUUUUUCUUAUCUUUUUUGUUGGCUGACUAAACAAACUGUAUAACUUUUAAAUGAAAUGGUCUGGAGAAAAAUGAUGCAAAUUUUUUCAUAAUCUUGAACAAAAGUCAUUACGUUAAAAGUAUUAUAGUAACACGUCAUUCUUCGUGUCUUUAACAAAAACAAAACAGUGCAAAAGUGAAUUUUCUUAUUGAAGUGUGAUUAAGUAAGCUUAAUUCCAUAUUCUUGUAAUUGCGUAUAGCAUGG